AUGGAACGCAAACUCUCCCAGAAAGCAGCGCAGAUGCGCCAGCGCCUAUUCACCCGAAAUACUCACGGUCGAAGCCGUGCAGCAACCAUGAAUUCGUCUGCCCCAGCAAUCAGCACACCAAACAGUCGAUCCCGUUCAGCAACAACACCCGAUUUCUCCGUCCCAGUCCAGCUUGCGUGGGACAACACAGAUGCAACCCGAUACUACCAUUUCACAGACGAGCCAGGGUACUUCCGGCCUGCAUCACCAUUACUAGACCGCCAAGAAGUGGAGGAAGACCUAGAGGACAAUGUGAAACACGCAUGCGCUUUGCUGGUUGAGUGUAUUGAGCGUGGUUUACCUAUCUGGCCAUCAUUCCAUACCCAGCAAAAUGGCCUGGCCCAAGCUCCAGUAUAUGAAACACGGUCAAAUUUGCAGGAUCAAAUGACUCAAUUAUCACUUUCACCUGUCGCAUUGGAUACAUUGAUCCCUGCGCAAACAGGACACUGGGAUUCGGAUGUGAACGCGACUCUACAAUCUUCCGGAAAUUAUGGUCCUUGUCAAAAUAGUUUCAAUGUCUUAUCGGGGGCGGGUCGUUUCUACGGUCGACGAUUAUCGACCUCACCACUCGAAGAACCGGAAUUAGAUGAAGAGCGCGGUCGAGCUAGAGGACGAAGCUUCGCUACCGAUACUACAUGUCCCCGAUCUCGAUCUCGAUCUCGCUCUCGUUCCUCUAGUCCAGGUGAUUUCCCAUACAGUCCACCACAAGUACUAGAUACUGCCUGGGGACGCGAUACAACACAGAUAUUCGAAUCAGAUGACCAACUAUUCCCUACUGAAGAUGGCUUUCUCGGCGCAGAGGGUAUGAACUGGCUUCGCGCAAGUUUGGAUCAGAAUAACAGCGACCGGGAAAGCGAUUGGGCAUCUAGCGCACAGAUCAAGAGAGGCUGCAUGACUUCAGCCCCUAAUACAGCUUCCGGCCCGGCCCCACGCCGCUUCUACAGUAUGCGUCAAUCAAAUAAAUCGAAAGAUGUCCCGACAAAAGAUUGGGAUGCGUUUGAGGUUCAUGGGAGUCGGGAAUCCGGGAUUUAUCGUGGUUUAUCGAUGAGGAACCUCUCGAUGGAGGAGGAGAGGAAACGUGCGAAUGAUUUUUCUUAUCCUGUUUGGAUGGAUCGAGGAUCUGAUUCACCGAAUGGAGAUUUACUGCGUGGAAAGCAAAGUUUUUAUUCCGAAGUACAGGAUGGAGGUCGACAGCGACGCAAACGCGCGUCGGAGUUGUUGAAGAAGUUGACGGGGUUGGGGAUGAGGAGGAAAGAUACUGAUGUGGAGAGUCGGAGACCUGGGAGGACUGUUGAAGCGAUGGCGUGA
This is a messenger RNA of Penicillium malachiteum, 1347 nucleotides long. RefSeq lists its product as uncharacterized. The coding region runs from base 1 to 1347 and encodes 448 amino acids. NCBI's taxonomy places the organism in Eukaryota, Fungi, Ascomycota, Eurotiomycetes, Eurotiales, Aspergillaceae. The transcript has a single exon. The record is from RefSeq and is a predicted model, not a curated record.